Molecule: messenger RNA, 5249 nt
Organism: Oryzias melastigma (Indian medaka)
Lineage: Eukaryota; Metazoa; Chordata; Actinopteri; Beloniformes; Adrianichthyidae
Gene: arhgef37
Product: Rho guanine nucleotide exchange factor (GEF) 37
Exons: 15
Coding region: 649-2979 (776 amino acids)
Molecular function (GO): guanyl-nucleotide exchange factor activity; protein binding
Source: RefSeq, a predicted model, not a curated record
ACUCUGUAGCAGAGAAGAAGUUAGUCUAAAGUGAGCCGUCUUAAUGCAGGACGGUGGACUCUGUCUGAAACUGACCUGACACCUUCAGCUGAUCUGAGUUCAGGAGGAAGUUUACAAAAUAAGAGCUUCUCAAUUUCUUUAUGGGAAAUGUCCAGCUGAUGCUUUUUCCUCAUCCCUCCAGAGUCUCAGACGAUUUCUCUGCAGUUGAAGAAUGACCCCCCCCCCCAUGCUUUUGUCUUCAGAGAGGAAAACUUCAAUCACUGCAGCCCGCCGUCUCCCUCUGCUCUCUGAUUGGCUGCUGAGACUCCAGUGAGGACCUCCUUCAGCCAAUCCCCUCCGCUCUGCAGAGCAUCACUUCCUCCUGAGCAGUUGCUGCAGUCUGUCCUCUUGCUCCUCCCCUUUCUCCCCCCGUAAAACGGGACUCCCGCCCCCCUCCGGGCCCCAUCCCCCGUCUGUUUUCCUGCCACAUGUUUGUGAGCGCACGCUGACGCACAGCCGCCGCCGCUGCAGCGCCUGAGUCAUCCAGGAAAGUUUCUGCGUCGCCUUCGGGUUUCCAGCGGCGCUCCUCUGCACCGUCUGGACCGGAGCCACCGGGACCGGGAGGCUCUGCUGCUGCAGGCUCUGCAGGGAGGGUUCGUGGUCUCCAUCAUGGAGGUGCCCCGGAGGCUCCACCCCCCCACUCUCACCCUGACUCUGGCCAACGCCGCCUCAGCGCCGCCGUGUGCGAUCGGACCCAAACAGAAGUCCUCCAGAAGAAACGGCAUGAGACAGAGGAGCCGGCUGGAGAAGCAUGGAGGCCCGGAGGAGGAGGAAGAGGAGGCUGCACCCGAGGAGAAGGUCCCCUCAGAGGAGGACCUGCUGGAGGAGACCUCCCAACUUCUGGAUAUAAGUCCAGCGCGGCAUUCAAGACUGUCUUCAGAGGACAGCGUUUCAGAGGAGACGCUGGAGUCCGAGGAGAUGCUGGAAGAGGAGGCCAGGAGGAAAUCUGAGGAGGAGAAAGCUGCAGCGAAGGAGCGGGAAGCUCAGCGCCAGCAGAUGUCCGUGGAGGAGCUGGUCCAGUCGGAGAGGAGCUACCUGAGGAUGCUGGAGCUCAGCACCGUGACCAUCAGGAGCAGCCUGCAGAAGCUGCAGCCGCCGCCCGCCGGCCUGGACAGCAUGUUUCUCUACAUCCAGGAGGUGAUGGACGUCUCCACGCGCCUCCUCAGCAAGCUGGACCAGUUUCAGCCCGGAGACCCCCGCUUCCUGGAAAACCUCUGCGAGUCGUUCCUCGCUCUCUCCUCGGACAUUGAAGCUGCCUAUAAGGAAUACUUGGCCAACUACACUCACGUCACGGUUCUGGAGAACGGCUACAAACAGAAGGAGGCGCUGUGGCGGGAGAUCGUGACCAUCGUCAAGAGCGCGGCCCCUGAAGUCAACGCCUCCUCUCUGAGCUUCUUCCUGGUGAUGCCGGUUCAGCGGAUCGCCCGCUACCCGCUGCUCCUGCAGACCAUCCAGAAGCACACUGACCCCGCCCACCCGGCGUUCGCCCUGCUGGAGCAGACCGCCCACACCUCCGUCGCCCUCAACUGCCGCAUCAACGAAUACAAGCGCUUCCGAGAAGUCGCUGAUAAAUACAAGAAGACGGAGAACCUGACCAUCAGAGACAAGAUGGUCCGCCUCAACACCCACAGCAUCGCUAAGAAGACCGCCAGGUUCAGCCAGCACAUCAAACACGAAACCGGGAUGGCGCCGAAGGUCGUCGACGAGGAGUUCGACGCUCUGGAAGGUUUCUUUGCCGUUCUGGAUCACGGCAUCCUGCAGCUCCUGGAGAAUGUGGAGACGUACCUGCUCAACCUGCAGGGAUUUCUGGAGUGUCGGACGGAGGAGUUCGACUUCGACAUGGACGGAGAGAAGUCCGCCGUCAGCUACAAAGAGAUCACCACGGCGCUGCGACAGUGGGUCCUGCCCACAUUUGAGAGGCGGAUGAGGACGCUCAUCCACAAGCCGCUGUGCGCGCUCCGGGACCUCCUGGUGGGCCCGAGGAACCUGAUCAGGAAGAGGUUCCACAAGCUGCUGGACUACGAGGUGAUCGAGGGCAAAGCCAGCCUGACCUUUGACGAGCAGGAGGUGGUCAACACCUACAAGACCCUCAACACGUUGCUGCUCAACGAGCUUCCUCGCUUCAACGGCGUGGCUCUGCAGAUGAUCUGGAGCAUGCUGGGAACCUUCAGCUGCCUGCACAAAGACCUGACUGCAGACAUGGAGCAGCUGUUCCAGAGCUUCGCUCAGCAGCUCCCUCACAGCUUCCUCAGCGACAGUGCAUUCUGGGAGUGGGCGGAGUCUGCCGUCCUGGACGGGGCGAGGAACCUGCAGGCUUUGUGUCAGACCGUGGAGGAGACUCUGAACGCGCCCGCCGUGCAGCCUCUGAGUCCGUCCUCUCAGCGCUGCCUCCAGCAGCUCACAGGCAAGCACGGUUCUGGAAAGAUCUACCAGGUGACCAGCUCGGUGGUGGGCAGCCGGGACCUGGACCUGAACCUGACCAAAGGGGAGCUGGUGGCCAUCAUCAGCGGCGCCGACACCCGAGGAGACAAGCGGAGGUGGCUGGUGGAUGCAGGAGGCCGCAGAGGCUACGUCGCAUCCUCAAAGCUCGUUCGUUAUCACCAGGCGGCGGAGAACCCGCCCCCUUCGCCACACCCGAGUCUGCCUGAGAGCUCGACGGGGAACAGGAGAUACUCGUACUCGCCCGGCGCGCCGCCGCUCACCAGCCAGCCGUGUUUUCAGGUGUGGGCGGCGUACAGUUUCACCGCCAGAGGAAACCAUGAAGUUUCUCUUCAGGCCGGCCAGCCCGUCCGCGUCCUGGAGCCUCACGACAAACGGGGGAACCCCGAGUGGAACCUGGUGGAGGUGGUGAGCGGCCAGCGGGGCUACGUGCCCUCCAACUACCUGACUUACACGCCCACGGGGGCGGGGCCUCCUGCCGGCUUCUACCCGUUCCACUGAGAGACGAGAAGCAGCUGCUUCUGGACUUUAACCGCUUGGAAAAUAAAAAAACAAACAAACGUUGGUUCUGAAGCAGAAGUCAGAACACGAACGGCCACCGUGUGCGCUAUGUGUGUUCAGCCUCAACGAUGACCGCUUUUAGACGAGCCGCCACAGCUUCACUCAAGCCAAACUAAAAGAUCUUUUUGUUCUUAAGCUUUUGUCAGAUGUGUCCUAUUCCAGUUUAGGGUGCAUUUAAAACUUUUUUAAAACAUCAAAAGCAUCUGAGGAAAAGCAGAAAGCUCCUGGCAGUUUUUUAAACUCCUGAAGCUUUCUUUAAAAGAGAAAGAAGUGACACAAAAGGAAAAGUCCUGAAUCAUUAGGAGAAAACAAACUUCUGGAUUUCAUUAGAAACACUGGAUACAAAUGAAGUCACAAACGUGCAAAAGUUCAAAACAGAGACUUCCUGAAAGCUAUUUUCUUAAAAAAUAAGAUAAAUCUUUGGCUUUUUCUUUGAAAGAAAUGCAUUUAAAAAGGAAAUUCCACUUUUAGUAUAUCUUUUUUUGGUCUAAUGAUUCACUAAAAUCAAAGAAAAAGCUGAAAAAAGAAUCUGGCAACCUGGAACAAAAUGUACAGAAAUGUCGGUUUCUUUCUUUGGUGUAUAAAUCUGAGCUGAACCCCCUCCCAGCACAAGCUGAAAGCUUUCUUUUACGGUGAGGAAACGGCAGCUUGUUCUGGUUAGGUUGUUGUUUGACAGAAAAUGGAAAAGAUCUGGAGUUAAACUCGCUCCCAUCGUUCCUCUGGAGGAGCGUCCAGGAGCUCGAUCAGAGCCUCCUGCUCUCCUCCUCUCAGCUUUCAUCACAGCGCCAGCACCACUCUGAAACCACUUUACACUUUAAAAUUAUCCAGGUGACCUAAUUCCCCAUUAUUUCCACCUGAGGAUGAUGGCUGUUGCCACGGUUACGGCUCAGCAGGCGCAGGUCACCUCUCUUUUGUGCGGUUUCUUGAAGUGGACGGUCCCGUGAAAACCUUUCAUUAGUUUCCUUCUUUAGGAGUAUCCUCCGUUUUACUGAUGAUUCGCUUCAUUUCUUUGGUUGAAAUUAUUUAAUUUUGAGGAAAAGGCUCCAAAUGGUGAAGACUUUAUGACACGUUUGGGUUUCAGGGCAGCGGUUUUGAUGUAGACCAACACAAAGAAAUGAAAAACUUUAAUUAAUGUAAACACCAACACCUCACAAUGACUUUUUAUUGUUUGUGGCAAAUUCUCCUUCACUUCUGGGGUCAAUAAGUCUGAAAAAUGUCACAUUAUUAUGAUUAUUUUGAUGGGUGGGUUAAAGAAAAUCACAGAGCUGAUAAAAUACAAAAUGCAAAUGUGUUAAAGCCGCAUUCUGCUACUUUUCAGCCAAAAGAAAUGAACGUUUCUGAACAUAGAGGCUGCUCGCAUUCCAAACCGCUAACAUUUAUUUAAAAACAAAAAAAAAAGAAAAUUUGAAUAUCAUACUCGUCUAAGUAAAUUCUUGGAGUUGCACCUUUGAAACCCAGAACAGUUUGGGGAGGGGACACGUUUUCUUUGUUUCCCCCAUCCAGCUUUAACCUUUUUAGACUAAAAGUAUUUUAUAUUUUGAUAUUGGAAGUCUUUGCAGUGCAGCCCGGAGCUGCAGAGCAGGGCGGCGCUCAGCGGGGGCGUCUGAAUGUCAGGACGGAGCUGCUCAGCAGGAGGGACGGAGGCUCGGAGACGUCCUCCAGGCGAGUAGAGGAGCCUGAACGUGAAGGAGAGCCUCUGAUUUAGCAAAUGAAGCAGCAAAGCCCUUUUUGUUUACUGGCUUAAACAAGAAACUUGACUAAAUGUGUGGAUUUUGUAAAUAAACUGUAUUUAUGAGCUGAUAUUUGUCUCCACCACUAGAGGGAGAAGGAGACUGUUUUUUUUUUUUUUUUUUGUUUUUGUGUGAAACUGGAAAAACUGCAUGUUUGCAUUUGACAUCAUUACCUUCUGAAGUAUUGAUCCAGACACACAGUUGAAGCAGAUUCAGUUCAUGUUCAUUUCCACUCAUCUUCUGUGAAGCGGCCAUAUUUGACCCGCCGGUGUUUAAAUGUCUUGAUUUGCUGCUGUUUUGGCUUCUCUGAUGCUGCAGUGAUGGAGGAUCUCUCUGAGAGGCUGCCAGAGUGUGAUGUGCAGCUCCUUCUCCCACACAUGAAGUCACGCCGCAGACGGAUGUCUGCAGUGCAGACGCAGACGGAUGUCUGCAGUGCAGCAGCUGAAUCCAGCUUCAAUAAACUCCAGCCUGCUCCCCGUC